This is a messenger RNA of Coniosporium apollinis CBS 100218, 2661 nucleotides long. RefSeq lists its product as uncharacterized. NCBI's taxonomy places the organism in Eukaryota, Fungi, Ascomycota, Dothideomycetes. The transcript has 4 exons. Bases 1 to 2661 code for a protein of 886 amino acids. The record is from RefSeq and is a predicted model, not a curated record.
AUGCCAGACUUCGCCUCCAAGCUCAAGAUCGCCCAGUACUGCAGUAUACCUUCGCUCUUAGCAUGCGCCUUCCUGCUAUUCUCCUUUGUCUUCCUGCCGCCAGAGAAGAGCCAGAGACAUUACCUCAGCAUCUCAUUCAUCAUACCACUCGGCACCGACCCAGACCUUUGCUAUGACCAAGUCACGCCGCACGAUAUGUACAGCGAUAUGUCUUGCGCUUGGACAGGGGCGCUGCUCCAAGUGGGAGGCAUGGGCGCCGUGGUAUGGGUCCUCCUCCGCACAGCCUGGCUCCACAUUCGCAUCUGCUGGGACCGCGAACCCGGCCUGAUGUUCGCGCUCUUCUCAAUGAUCAGCGGCAUCACCAUUCCGGCCGUCUUCCUCGCCUCCGUCCUCGCCUCGUCCGGCGUCUCGUACCGCACCGGCCAGGUCUGCUUCGCCAACCAUGACAAGUCUUUCGCGGCCUACUGGGCCUGGCUCAUCACAUUCGCCGGCCUGUCGCUGGUGUUGCAGCUGAUUACUGCCGUAUACUGCGUCUACAUUUUCGUGCGCAGUCAGCGGCGAGAGAAGGCUAGAAUGCGGGGUGGGAUUUCUAGCCAGACGCAUAGAACGGCGCAGGAAGGGGGCUCGCAGCUACGGAGCGGCUUCGAGCGUGUCAGGCACUCGUCUGUCGAGUGGCGCAAGAUUCGGAGGCUGUUCCUCUUGCAGUGGCGAGGCAUUGCUAUCAGUACUCUUGUCGUCAUUCAGACAGUCUACUUCGCAACGACCUUCAUCAACCAGGACAGCAAGCUCGACAUCGGCAGGACGAGCGCCCAGGACAUGCUGAACUUCCAGGCAUGGGGCACCUGCCUCGUCUUCGCUGGCGGGAACAAGAACGCCUGUCUGAGUUUGGCUGAGAAGAUUACCGGAGGACCCCACAUCGUCAUUUCAUCUGUAGUCUGGGCAGGCCUCUCCGGCGUAAUCUGCUUCUUCUUCCUCGCCCGCACCUCAAUGUUCACAGCCUGGCUCACCCUCCUCACGGAGCCGGCCCACCGCCUGCACACGCACCUAACCGAGCGCCGCGCCCCCAAAGACGAAGAACACAACCCCUUCUCCUACGCCUCGGACAAAGAAGCCGCGAAGCGCAUCUCAACCGCGCCCUCGCACUCCUCUCCCCACCGCUCCGCCAUCUCGCGCCACCGCUCGCGCUCCUCCGUCGUCAGCACCAAGACCACCUCCUCCGCCAAGAGCAACACCAGUGGCGGCUCUGCUUCCGGCGGUGGCGCGGGUGCCACGAACGGAAAGAGCCCCAAGCACUCCCCCUCGAACUCGCAGCACAAGACCUUGAGCAUCAUCUCGGAGUCCUCGCCCUCCUCGCCCUCCUCGCCCACCACUGCUGCCGCCUUGGCGGCCGCAGCGGCGGAUAAGUCUCUCCCGCCUACCCCCGGCACGCCCGCCACGCCGCGCAUGGCGGUGCCGAGCAAGUACCGCGUCCCGGCCAGGCUGAACCCGGUGCCGCGCAUCGUGGCCGUGGGCCCGAAUGCGCCGACGAGGGUGGGCCUGCCGAAGGAGGUUAUGGUUGGUGGAUCCAGGGGGUCUAGAGAGGUGGGCCUGCCGCCUGAGCGCAAGGCGAGCGUUAGGGCGAGCGAGGCGUUUCCGAGCACCGCGGCCAGGCUUGCGGCGGAGCAGGAGCUGGAGGGCAUGUUGGGGAUCGGCGGCGAGGGUGAGGGUGAGCGGGACGGAGGGGAAGGGGAGGCCGGAGAGAAGGAGGAGAAGGAUGGGGAGCAGCACCAGGAGAACGGUAUCCCCGCUCCUACAUCGCCGCCCAUGACAUCGCCGCCCAUGACACCGCCGCCCAUGACCCCUCCGCCGUCUUCGCCUCCGCCAUCUUCGCCCCCGCCGUCGUUGCCCCUGCCACUCGAGCCGCCUCAGCAAGACAUCAGGCACCCCUCCGUGCUGAUGCCCGCGACCGCGAAGGCGCAGCUGGCCGCAGCAGUGCGGGCGCAAGUAGUGCGAGAGCUAGCCGCGCCCGCCCGCUCCGGGUCUCCACUGUGGGGGCGGCCCGAGCACAGCGAGGCCCUCCACGACGAGGCCGAGAGCAGCAAGGCCGGGCAGCUGAAGGCUGAGCGAGAAGAGGCGCAGCAACAGGGCACGCUGAUGCCGGAUCCGCGCACGCUGCUGCGAAGCCGCGGCGGGUUGGGCAUGAACCCGGUCGUCGUUGAGCCGGCUGCGGAGGUCGGUGGGCAGCAGGCCGGGAAGGUGGAGGAGGAGGCGGAGAAGGCGAGGGAGAUCGAGGAGCAGGGUGAUGUGCAGCCGAGUGUGAGCGUGGCCCGGAAACCGGUCGGUGGUGCGGCGGUUGCGGCGCAGGUGGAGGCGAUAGAGAAGGCGGAGGAAAGGGGAAAGGUGGAGCAGAAUGAUGAGGAGGACGAUGAAAAGGAGCAGAAGGAAGAGAAGCGUGAGGGGAAGCAACAGGAAGUAGUUGCUGUUGGCGAGCCGAGUCCCAAGUCCAUGGCUCUCACUCCUCAACCCAAGGAAGAAGAGGCCUCGAAGGCUGCGCCGCAACCUCAGACGCAGACACUUUUGCGUACUCCAUCACAGCAUGGACCGAACUGGCCGCUGCAGAGCGGACCGAAGAUGGGAGAAGAGGAUGAGGAUAAGGACGGGACGUACUUCUAUGCGCUUUAG